AUGCCCCGGGGACCCCUGUAUCGUAACAGACCUCUGCUCCCAGCUUUCUGCUCCAAAGGGAGGGCCGAGACCCCUGGAAGCAGCUCCCUUGUCCCUGGAGCCACAGGAUGCCAACCAAGCGAUGCCACACUCUUGAGCCCUGGCGGACUCAGCGGGCCAUCCCCUGAAACUACUGCCAACUGCAGCCUGGGUGCAAAUACAUUAAAUAAGAAACUAAAACAAGCUCAGGGCCCCACCCGAGCUCCCUUGGAGCCUCACCAGCACACGACCAGAGGGCUGCCCACUGGCCUCUACUCUGCAGGAACCAGCCCAGAGCCAAUGGAACCAGAGACCAGUGACCACAGGGGCCAGAACCCCUACCUUCAAAAGGGCCUUCCGGGGCCCCAUGAACUCAGCCCUGCUCAGCCAGCCCCCCAAGAUGACCCGAGAAUUGGUACUCCCAGUGUCCCGUAG
Lipotes vexillifer (Yangtze River dolphin) is the source of this 453-nucleotide messenger RNA. RefSeq lists its product as uncharacterized. Bases 1 to 453 code for a protein of 150 amino acids. Lineage: Eukaryota; Metazoa; Chordata; Mammalia; Artiodactyla; Lipotidae. The record is from RefSeq and is a predicted model, not a curated record. The transcript has 2 exons.